UCAGGCUCAAUGCAAACCCCACUAGCUUCCACACUGCAAUUGUGCUAACCCUGGGCUUGAACCCAGGGUCCCAGGACCCUUAAGGGUUGGAGGUCUGAGCCCUAUUGCUUUGCAGUGUAGACAUGACCUUGGCUUGAUUCAGGUCUUGGGAGUCUGCCGGAUGUAUCCCAGAGGUCAUUGGGACAACUUCCUUAGUUCUCUCUAUGCCAGCAAUCUGCAAUGCACUCUACUGCAAACGGAAGCCCCCCUUCCGAAUGGCAGCAAGUCAGCGUUAACCCAUUGUCUUCUGAGCACCGCUCUGCAAGCACACGGUGAGAAAUCCUCCAGGGUUUGCAAUGGAGACUGAUCCAUUCAAGCCUUUUGUAAAGCGAGCUGCUUCCUGGUCACUUGAGCACAGCCAGAUUUUGGUGAAUCUGUGGUGUGAGGCCAGUAAAACUGUGGAUUUCAGCAAAAGCACCAGGAAUGACCACCUGUAUCAGCAAAUCUCUAAAAAGCUGGCCGCUCUGCAGAUUUUCCGGACAAGUGAUCAGUGCAGGGAGCGAAUUAAGAGGCUAAAGAGAGAAUACAGGAAGACCAGGGAUAAGAAUCGCUUCUCGGGCAACUCACCAAUGACAUGCCCAUUUUAUGAUGACUUUGACCGGGUCCUGAGCACUGUGCCCAGCACAGAGCCAACCGUGCUUCAUGAUGACCUGGUGAGCCCGGACGGUGCCCUGCUGGCCCCCGAAUCCAGCCUGGGGUCUGAUUGCAGGCGGCAGCCGGCUCCCAGCCAGGAUCAUGAAGUGACAUUUUUAAUGCAACCAGUUCCAGAGCAGGCUGUGGAUCAGGAUCAAGAGCAAAUUCUCAGUCCCUACUCAGAAGAGCUGUUUGAUCCUCCUGCCUCUAAAGAACAGCCCUCUGCCAAGUCUGCUGAGAACCCGGUGGAGCCAGAAGCAGCCCUAGAACCCGCCGGACCUUCAGGCUACACGGCCUGCUGUUCUUCAGGAACUCCAUCCCUGACCCAGCGUACCCUCGCGGACCGUUCCAAAAGAAAGCGUUUCCGUGAUGAAGUUAUGCUCCAUGUUCUUCAGAGGGUAGAGCAGCAGGUGCAAUACCAGAAGCAGAGGGAUGAAAGACUGGAACAACGGCGUGCUGAGAGGCAGGUGGAGAGGCUGAGGCUCGCCAUCCAGCUGGAGGCAAGCGUUUCAGCCAGGGAGCAGGCACUUGCAAAGCAGUUCCUGGAACAGGAACGGCAGCUAAGGGAGGAGGACAGAGCCCAACAGAGAGAACUGGUCCAGCAACUCCUGUCUAUAAUGGCUGCAAGAGCACAGGCCCCUGCUGCCUCUCCCACACCACGGCAUGAUGCCCCAGCAACGUACCCUCAGCCCAGCAGUAGGUGGGGACUUUCUCUGGCUGGAACCAGCCCCCUAGGACAGCUCCCGGCUCUGCUGACUUCAACCCCUGAGCCGGGGACACCAGGUGAUGGAGAGAAACCUCAGUGAAAGUGCUGGGGACUGGACAGGCACGAAUGCUCCUGGAAUGUCACAUCUCACGGCCUCGGAAUCUGCUCCCUUGUUGCUAAUGCUCCUGCGGGAGUCACUGGAGCUGUGUUAACAGUGACACUGUUGCUCUCAGCUCUUGCCAGGAUCUGCCCCAGGAGCAAAACUGGGAUUGUGGGGGGGAGCAAGGAGACCUGUCUCCAGUGGGUUUUCCCCUUUGUGUUCGGGGAUAGAGAUGUGAGAAAGGGAAGAGAGACAAAAUAAAAGAGAUUAAAGGGAGAGGGGAGAGAGACAGCGUGAAGUGUAGAUUUAACUAUCUCUGUGUAGCCAGGAAAUUACAGCGAGACGAGAAGAGAACAUAGAAUAGAAUCGCAGGGACAAGGGAGGAUGAAAUCACCUCAGAAUUGACGAUUUCCCAAAUACUCCCAAAUACUGAUAAAAUUUUCUUCAAUUCUCCCCCAUUUCUCUCUAAUUAUUGAAUAUGGAGGUAAAAUCCAUGUAGAUUUGCCCCCACACACUUUUUUUUCCCUCAAAUUACUGACCCCUUUUCUAUUCUCAGAUUUUGCCCCAUUUUCUCUCUAAUUCUCCACUAUCAAUUUCAGAUCUCCUCAGAUUUUGGAUAUUUCCCUGCCUAUUUUCUCUGCAGUAGAUUGUCCUUGUUUAGGCAGGAAAUUGUUGUCCUGAGUCAUUCCCCAGAUAGGAAGGGGGUUAGAUGGGGAGGGGGUUAGAGGGUGCUGCUUGGGAGAGCCUUGUGCCCUGGCUGCCUGUGGGGUGGGAUGGGAUGGGGUGGCCAUUCUCUGCAAGCCGUCGGGCAUGGAAGAUGCAGAGGAGGAGAAGGGAGGAACUAGAGUCCCCAGUGGAGACUGCCCACCCAGACUCAGGUUACCCAGUCCCAGCUACUGCCCCCCCACAACUGCCUGAUGCAGCUCCCACCAGUUGCCUGCCCAUCACCCUCCGGCUCCGUAUUCCCCUGCCUUGUCCUCUUAAAGCAGCUUUUCAAAGGACUCCCUGCUCAUCAUGUGAAUUGGGCAGGGGGGUUGUUUGGUUACAAACAGCCAUAUGAAAUCCUUUCAAGUGUUCCCACUUUUCUCUCUCAUUAUUGAAUAUGGAUGUAAAAUGCCCUCAGAUUUUACUGUUUCUCUCUAUUCUCAAAUAUUUAGUUUUUGACCCACUUCCUCCCAAUUCUGAUAUAAAACUCCCCAAGACUGAUAUAAAAUACCCUAAGUCUUGCCCCAUUUUCUCUCUAGUUAUCUAUUACUAAUUUAAUAUCCCCUGCGAUAUUUCCAUCUCUCUCUCAUUAUAAAAUGUUAACAUUAAAAUCUCCUCAGAUUUUGCCCUUUCCUCAAAUUCUUGAAUAUUGCAAGGAUUGCAUAUCAAAUGUUGGGGUUUUUUCUCUCUUUUGAUGAAAUACUGAUAAGAAAUUCAUUCAAUUUUUGCUUCUAUUCCUAUUAUGAACUAUUAACAUACAAUUAACAUACCCGGCUCCAGCACUGUUUGAGGCCGGCUCUCUCCCUCAGCCCCGCCUUCUGCCUCCGCGCCCCCUCCCAUGCAUCCCCCAGGCCAUUUAAAACAGCCCAGGGCCCCCACUCACCACUGGCAGCGCAGCAGAGCUGAGUGGCUUCCUGCCUGCUCACUCCACGUGGGCAGGGGGGGAUCUGUUUCCCACCCCAAGCGCCCCUGCCUUCCAAUGGGAAGCUGCAGGGGGAGUGCCUGGGGGUAGCAGCACGUGGGGACCCCCGGCCUGCCCUGCCUAGGAGCCCUUGGUGAGCGCCGCACCCCCUCCCAGAGCCUGCACCCCUACCCCUACCCUCUGGCCCCAAACUCCCUCCCAGAGCCUGCACCCCUCACCCCCUCCUGCACACCCACCCCCUGCCCUAGCCUGGAGCCUGCACCCAAACUCCAUCCCAGAGCCUGCACCCCCACCCCCUUCCCACACGCCCCCUCCUGCCCCCAAUUUCCUCCCGGAGCCUGCACCCCAGCCCUCUGCACUCCCUCCCAGAGCCUGCAACCCUUGCCCCAGCCCAGAGACUACACCCAAAUGCCAUCCCACAGCCUGCAUCCCAGACCCCCUCCCACACCCAAGCUCCCUCCCAGAGCCCAACCUCUCACUCAUCCUGCACCCCAAUCCCCUGCCCCAGCCCAGGGCCUGCAGCCCGGACCUCCUCCCCCCGCCCCGACCAAACUCCCUCCCAGAACCUUAGGCAGGUGGGGGGGGCAGAGUUUGGGGGGUGGCAGGCUCUGGCCAUUCUGGGCACCACCAAAAUUUCUACAAACCUGCUGCCCCUGCCCAUUCAUACUUCUGGCCUUCACAGCACCCUCUGGCAAUGUGUUCCAUCGGUUGACUGUGUGCUUUGUGAAGAUGUACUGCCGUAUGUUGUUUUAAACCUGCUGUCUAUUAAUUUCGUUAGGUUCCCCUGGUUCUUAUGUUAUGUGAAGGAGUAUAUAACACUUCCUUAUUCACUUUCUCCACACCAUUCAUAAUUUUAUAGACCUUUGUCAUCUCUUUUCUAAGAUGAACCGUCCCUGUCUUUUUAUUCUCUCCUCAUACAGAAGCUUGUUCCAUCCCCUGAAUCAUUUUUCUUGUCUUUCUCUGUACUUUUCCAAUUCUAAUAUUUCUUUUUUUGAGAUGGAGUGACCAGAAGUACACACAGUAUUCAAGAUGCGGACAUACCGUGGAUUUAUAUAGUGCCAUUAUGGUAUUUACUGUCUUAUCUAUCCCUUUCCUAAAGGGAAAACCUACUUGCAUUUCCUAAUGAUUCCUAACAUUCUGUUUGCUUUUUUGACUGCUGCUGCACACUGAAUGGAGGUUUUCAGAGAACUAUCCACAAGGACUCCACAAUCUCUUUCUUGAGUGGUAACAGCUAAUUUAGACCCCAUCAUUUUACAUGUAUAGUUGGAAUUAUGUUUUCCAAUAUGCCUUACUUUGAAUUUAUCAACAUUGAAUUUCAUCUGCCAUUGUGUUGCCCAUUCAUCCACUUUUGUGAGAUACUUGUGUCUCUUCACAGUCAACAUCUUGAGUAAUUUUGUGUCAUCUGCAAACUUUGCCACCUCACUCUUUACCCCUUUUUCCAGAUCACUUAUUAAUCUGUUGAACAGCACAGGACCCAGUACAUAUCAUUGGAGGACCCCACUAUUUACCUUACUCCACUUUGAAAACUGAACAUUUAUUCCUACCUUUCCUUCUCCCCCUCCCCCACAUCUUUUAACCAAUUACUGAUCCAGGAGAGGACCUUCCCGCUUGUCCCAGAACAGCCUACUUUGCUUAAGACCCUUUCGUGAGAGACUUUGUCAAAUGCUUUCUGAAAGUCCAAGUAUACUACAUGCACUGGAUCACCCCAUCCACACGUUUGUUGACGCCCUCAAAUAAUUCUAAUAGAUUGGUGAGGCAUGAUUUUGCUUUACAAAAAGCCAUGUUGACUCUUUCCUAACAUAUUCUUCUAUUUGUCUGAUAAUUCUGUUCUUUACUAUAGUUUCAACCAAUUUGUUUGGUAGUAAAGUAAGGUUUAGUGGCCUGUAAUUCCCAGGAUCCUCUCUGGAGCCUUUUUUUAAAAAUCAGCAUUACAUUAGCAAUCCUCCACUCAUCUGGUACAACGAAAAGGAGUACUUGUGGCACCUUAGAGACUGAAUGCAUCCAAUGAAGUGAGCUGUAGCUCACGAAAGCUUAUGCUCAAAUAAAUUGGUUAGUCUCUAAGGUGCCACAAGUACUUCUUUUCUUUUUGCGAAGACAUACUAACACGGCUGUUACUCUGAAACAUACCACAGUUAGUGGUUUUGAAAUUUCAUUUGAGUUCCUUCAAAACUCUAGAUUGAAUAUCAUCUGGACCUGGUGAUUUAUUACUGUUUAAUUUAUCAGUUUCUUCCAAAACCUCCUAUUGACACCUCAGUCUGGGGCAGUUCCUCAGAUUUGCCACCUAAAAAGAAUGUCUCAGGUGUGAAAAUCUCCCUCACAUUCUCUGCAGUAAAGUCCUAUGCAAAUAAUUCAUUUAGCUUCUUGUCUUUCUUGAGUGCUCCUGUAGCACCUUGAUAGUCCAGUGGCCACACUGACUAGCCACUUCCUGCUUCUGAUGUACUUUAAAAACAAUUGCUCUUAGUUUGUGUGUCUUUUGCUAAUUGUUCUUCAGAUUUGUUUUUGGCCUCCCUGCCUAAUUAUACUUCCUGUGACUUGCCACA
Messenger RNA from Caretta caretta (loggerhead turtle), 5645 nucleotides. NCBI's taxonomy places the organism in Eukaryota, Metazoa, Chordata, Testudines, Cheloniidae. The record is from RefSeq and is a predicted model, not a curated record.